CGCCUCCGCCCUCCUUACCUCCCUCGCUCUCUCAACGCAGACCCUCCUUUCUCCAUUGUCCCACAACAAAAUGAGAGAAAUCCUCCAUAUACAGGGUGGCCAGUGCGGCAACCAGAUCGGUGCUAAGUUCUGGGAGGUCAUCUGCGACGAGCACGGCAUUGACCCCACCGGCAAGUACAACGGUGAUUCCGACCUCCAGCUCGAGCGCAUCAAUGUCUACUACAACGAGGCCAGCGGCGGCAGGUACGUUCCGCGCGCCGUCCUUAUGGAUCUCGAGCCUGGCACUAUGGAUUCCGUUAGAUCCGGUCCCUUCGGUCAGGUCUUCCGCCCCGAUAACUUCGUCUUUGGCCAGUCCGGUGCCGGCAACAACUGGGCCAAGGGCCACUACACCGAGGGAGCCGAGCUCAUAGAUUCCGUCCUGGAUGUUGUGAGGAAGGAGGCCGAGAAUUGCGAUUGCUUGCAGGGAUUUCAAGUUUGCCACUCUUUGGGUGGAGGCACUGGCUCUGGAAUGGGAACACUUCUCAUUUCAAAGAUCCGGGAAGAGUAUCCAGACCGCAUGAUGUUGACAUUUUCUGUCUUUCCUUCUCCUAAGGUAUCUGAUACAGUUGUAGAGCCAUACAAUGCCACACUUUCUGUGCAUCAGCUUGUUGAAAAUGCUGAUGAAUGCAUGGUCUUGGACAAUGAGGCUCUGUAUGAUAUCUGCUUCCGAACUCUGAAGCUUGCUACGCCUACCUGUAAGCACCUCCCUCCCUUCUAUGGUGAUCUUAACCACCUAAUAUCUGCUACCAUGAGCGGAGUUACUUGUUGUCUACGCUUCCCCGGACAGCUGAACUCCGAUCUUAGAAAGCUUGCUGUCAAUCUUAUCCCAUUCCCGCGUCUCCAUUUCUUUAUGGUUGGGUUUGCUCCCUUGACAUCCCGAGGAUCCCAGCAGUAUCGUGCCUUGACUGUGCCUGAAUUGACCCAGCAGAUGUGGGAUGCUAAGAACAUGAUGUGUGCUGCAGAUCCACGCCAUGGUCGUUAUUUGACUGCUUCAGCAAUGUUCCGUGGUAAGAUGAGCACAAAGGAGGUGGAUGAACAGAUGAUUAACGUACAGAACAAGAAUUCUUCAUACUUUGUUGAGUGGAUUCCCAACAAUGUGAAGUCUAGUGUGUGUGAUAUCCCGCCCAAGGGUCUUAAGAUGGCGUCCACUUUCAUUGGAAAUUCAACUUCAAUUCAGGAAAUGUUCAGGAGAGUUAGUGAGCAGUUCACAGCAAUGUUCAGGCGCAAGGCUUUCUUGCAUUGGUACACUGGUGAGGGAAUGGACGAAAUGGAGUUCACUGAGGCCGAAAGUAAUAUGAAUGAUCUGGUGGCUGAGUAUCAGCAAUAUCAGGAUGCUACUGCUGAUGAGGAAGAGUAUGAAGAGGAAGAAGAGGAGAUGGAUGCUUGAGUGCCCGUUGUCAUUUCUCGAAAUUCUUGAAAUUUUAAUAUGGUUGGCUUUGAAUGUGUGGAGUCCAUAUUUUCGAGCAGUCAUUAGCUUGACUUGUUAAUUUGUUUGUUGUAUGGAUCAUGGGCCAAAAUGUAAGCCGGGAUUUGUUGACAAGGUUUUGAGACAACUAUUGGAUGGAUUCUUCCAGGCAAAUUAAUCUAUAUUGACGUUGUCAAGUAA
Messenger RNA from Neltuma alba, 1645 nucleotides. RefSeq names its product tubulin beta chain-like. Gene Ontology annotation, molecular function: structural constituent of cytoskeleton; GTPase activity; GTP binding. Lineage: Eukaryota; Viridiplantae; Streptophyta; Magnoliopsida; Fabales; Fabaceae. The transcript is spliced from 3 exons. Gene Ontology annotation, cellular component: microtubule. Bases 71 to 1426 code for a protein of 451 amino acids. The record is from RefSeq and is a predicted model, not a curated record. Gene Ontology annotation, biological process: microtubule-based process.